AUGAAAGUGCAAAUACUUGGAAAUAUUGAAAAUGAGCUGAAGAAUGCGCUGAGCAGCAGCCUGAGCAGACACAAAAACAUCAAAGACGUAUCCGAUGAAAUAGGAAAAGAAGUGGGGUAUUUAAACGACACACAGAUAGAGUAUAUAAAGUACAGCCCAAUAAUGAACCAAAUGUUUAGCACACCAGCCAUCAUAAAGCUGAAAAGAUCCAAUGUUAGACACACGAUCAAUGCAUCUCUCUCCAACAAAAAGCCCGUGCUUAAGUACAGCGGAGUUGCGCAUAACAUACUCCCCAGUCUCUUUGGCUACAACAGAGUCUCUGUGGAGAGCAAUCUUCUUUAUCUGAAGAGCACUGUUUCUCUUUUUAGAAUAAACCGCUCUUACGGCCAAAAGACAGAAACAAAAAAGAAAACAGGAGUAGUAGACGCGCUAGCUAGUAUUAAUAAAAAUGUACGCAAUUCUCUAUUGAUCAACUAUGUAAAUGUGGAAGCACAGAUUGACAAAAUAAAAAGAUCAUUUGGCGUGGAGUAUGCCAUAAACAGCGCAAUGAAGAUAGGAGUAGAAGCUGAAAAAAAAGACGGCCAAAUAAACAGCAAAGCUGAAAUGUCUGCGAACCCUGUAGACCACAAGUACUCGAAGGUCAUAGCCACCGCAGGAGUCUACAGAGAGCACAAGGAGUGCACAGCCCUGGAAAAAAAAGAAGUUAUGGAUGCAGUUAAAUCAGAAUAUAAAACAAAAGACUCUUACGAUUACAACGCAAAGCUAAGUCUGUACUUUAAGUUUGUAUAUCCUAUCAUGGAUGCAAAGGCUUUGUGCCAAUCGAUAGAAAGCAAACUUGGCUCCAAGAAAGCAGGGCCUAUAGCAUAUAUCCAAAGCCUAUUCAGAGGAAAAACAUCUGCACAAAAAACAAGCAGCUGGCUUACGCACUACUUCCAGCAGUCUACGAUGCACCUUCAAGGAGAAGUAGAAAGCUGCAAAAAAGUUGGAGUAUUCACAAAAGAAACAACCAGUACGGCAAAGGCACUGGGCAUGAUAAAGUAUGCUAUAAAUAACUAUGGAGUGAUGGGAGGCAUUUUGGUAAAUAUUGAAGAGAGCCCUCUACACAGCACACCUUUGGCAAAAAGCAUUAGCCCGCUGCUGGGCCUCAGCUAUAUCCCAAACAGUUCUAUCAUCGACAGUGCAAGUAUAUUUUGGCCCUGGGAUAGCAUAAAAAAGAAAAACGGUAUUCUCAACAAGCUGUACGCCUUCGAAAUCAACAUAUCCAAGGAGUAUUAA
This is a messenger RNA of Nematocida minor, 1275 nucleotides long. RefSeq lists its product as uncharacterized. Bases 1 to 1275 code for a protein of 424 amino acids. The transcript has a single exon. Lineage: Eukaryota; Fungi; Microsporidia. The record is from RefSeq and is a predicted model, not a curated record.